UUAGUUUUUUAAAAUAAAAAUUACAGAUAAUAAUAUCUGGCAGAACGCACACAGAAUACAUUAUUAUCUCCGGAGAAUAUACGAAACUAGAGAAGAGAGAUUAAAGGACUCGUCGUCUCCGUCUCCUCCAGCUCAUCGAUCGUCAAACCCUCAGUCUCUCCUGGCACAUCAAUGAGAGUCUGAGUUGUUUCAUGUUAUAAGUCCUGCUCUGCGGAUGUUUUACAAAGGAUGCAUAUGCAAAGAUUUUGACUUGGGCUACGAUAUGUGGACUUCACGCAUCUGGGAAGGAGCUAGUGAACUAGAUGGAUAGACAAUUUGAUAAAGAUAACAUGGAUCAAGCGAAGGGUUAUGGACACGUUCGGUAUACUGCCCCCCCUGACCCUAGGAGUGAGGGGAUUGGCUCUAUGAAUCCAAGGUUUUCUCACGAUUCUUCUACUAACGUUAACAUGAAUGUACGACCUCCAGAUUAUGGUAUUUCGACUCCUGCUCGGCCAGUGCUGAACUACUCCAUACAGACUGGUGAAGAAUUUGCUUUUGAGUUUAUGAGAGAUAGGGUGAUUAUGAAACCGCAGUUCGUACCCAAUAUGUACAGUGAGCCGCCCGGUGGUAUGCCUGUUUCGGUUAAUUUAAGUGCUAUGGGGAUGGUUCUUCCGAUGUCAGAGAGUGUUUCUAACACCACGGUGCUUAACGCAGCAGAGAAACGCCAUACCUUUGAGCAAGAGAGAAAACCCCCCUCUAGAAAUGAAGAUAAGAGCUACCAUGAGCUGGUCCAGUCAGCCCCGGUUAUUUCUUCUAGAAAUGACACUGGUCAAAGGGUUCAUAGUUUGGUUUCUUCUAGAGCUUCUGAUAUCUCUUUGAACCAGGCAAAGUUCUUGUGCAGUUUUGGUGGUAGAAUCAUACCUCGCCCCAGAGAUCAGAAACUUAGAUAUGUAGGCGGUGAAACGCGUAUCAUACGGAUUAGCAAGGAUAUUUCUUUCCAAGAACUCAUGCGUAAAAUGUCAGAGAUGUUCCCUGAAGUGCGUACCAUAAAAUAUCAGCUGCCAGGCGAGGAUCUCGAUGCCUUAGUCUCUGUAUCUUCUGAUGAGGAUUUACAAAACAUGAUGGAGGAAUGUAAUGUGUUUGGUAGUGGAGGAUCUGACAAGCCCAGGAUGUUCUUGCUUUCAAGCAGUGAUAUAGAGGAAGGUCAGUUCGGUAUGGAAGCUGCCGAGGGCGAUUCUGAGGUUCAGUAUGUUGUUGCUGUCAAUGGGAUGGAUCUUAGUUCACGUAAAAGUUCCCUUGGCAUAACUGCUCCAGGGAACAAUUUGGAUGAACUACACAGGAAUACUGACAGGGAGGUCAGUCAAGCUGCCACAGAACCAGCAGUAGCUUUGGUUGCUCCCUUGGCUGGUAAUGAGUCUUCAUUAGCGGGACAAAUUUCCCAACCUGUGGCAGGUUUCUCUACUGGAAAUGAACCAUUUUCACAGCCUUAUCUAGGACAGCAAGUGUCCUUCACCGGACUUGGUAACCACCAAGUUUACACAUCAGCUCACAUGGCAAGCAUAGGCUAUAUAGAUGAGAAGGGGUCUGCUCCUUUGCAUGUUCAACCACAGCCUCAUUAUAUCCCUUAUUCUGUGAAUCCUGAAACGCCUCUUCAAAGUGUGGCGCCUCACUAUCCACAUAAACCUGAGCAAGGAGUUUUGCAUGAUGAGCGGAUCUUUCAUGUACAAGAUCCAGAAGCUUCAUCAAAAGAGGCCAAAAUGAGAAGAGAUGACUCAUUUAAGAAGGUAAAUGAUUCUGCUAAUGUAUCUACUGUCGAGACCAAUCUUUCAGCAAAAGAACCAAAGAUGAUGAGAGAAUCCUCAAUCCCAAGGGUCAGUGAGUAUUCCAUUUCCUCUACGUCUGGUGAUUUGAUAGUCCCAGAUCGCGUCCUGAAGGAAGAAACUCCAGUUGCCACACAAAUAUCCGAUUCAACACCAGAUCCAAGUAUCUCAGCUUGUCAAGAGAAGAAUCCUAGAAAAUCCCAGGAUCAUGUUGAGAACAAUGUUUCAGCAAAGGAGCCAAAGAUGAAGUAUUCCAUCUCCUCUGUAUCAAGUGAUUCUAUGGUCCCAGAUCACACCUUCAAGGAAGAAGCUCCUAUUUCCAUGAAAAUAUCCAACUCCACACCAGAUUCAAGUUCCUUUGUUUAUCCCGAAAGAAGCCUCAAAACACCCCAGGAAUAUGUUCCGAAAACGGCUGCGUUAGAUACAGAAAAUGAAGGCAAAAAAAUCAAUCAGGACAACCAAUUUUCUCUGCCUGGGAGAAUCUCUCCAUCGGGGCUUGUUACUUCAGUUGGUGAUUCAUCGAAUGUGAGUAAUGUCGACCAGCCGGCGAUUCAUCAAAGGGUUUUUCAUUCUGAGCGCAUUCCACGAGAUAUAGCAGAAAGUAAACGUUUGUCUAAAUCUGAUGAUUCCCUUGGUUCUCAGUUUGUAAUGGCUAAGUCAACUUCAGAUGCAUUCCUACCUAUCAGCGAAUCAGCUGAAACUUUUCAUGAAGCAAAUAUGGAGUCCCAGAAUGUUCAUUCUAGCGCACCAGUAAGACCAGCUCCUGAAAGCCUCUGGAAAGCCGAGGGUAGUAUCUCACAAUCUGAAAAAAGGAACUUGGAACCUAGCGCCCCAGAGCACGUAAGUCAUUCAGAGGCUUCAGUUAAGGCUGUUCCACGAGGACACAUAGAGAACGGCGAUAUAGUUGUUGAUAUCAAUGACAGGUUUCCUCGUGAUUUUCUAGCUGAUAUAUUGAAAGUGAAAGAGUCUCUAAGCUUCCCUGGAUUAGGGCCAUUGCAUGCUGAUGGAGCUGGAGUGAGUUUAAAUGUUCAGAAUCUUGACCCUAAAAAUUGGUCGUAUUUUCGAAAUUUGGCGCAGGAUGAGUUUGAGAGGAAGGAUCUAUCCCUUAUGGAUCAGGAUCACCCUGGAUUUCCCACUUCCCUGACUAAUACCGAUGGAGUUCCUAUUGAUUAUAGCUACCCACCAUUGCAAUCUGGGAAAGUUGCUCCAACUCGGUUGAAUCCACAAAUCCACUUUGAUGAGAAUAUCCAGCCGCAUGUGUCAACUGCUGCCGUAGCUGAUUCGAGAACAGCAGACACACAAGAAAAUUACGGUCAGUCACAGUUCAAAGGUGCUGAAAGCACAGAUGCAAAUGUGAAUACUGGAGUUCCUCUUAUUGACCUUGUCGCUGAGGACAGUAGCCUCAGGUCUCUGCAGGUCAUUAAAAAUGACGACUUGGAAGAACUGAAGGAACUAGGUUCUGGUACCUUCGGAACUGUUUACCAUGGAAAAUGGAGGGGUACAGAUGUUGCUAUCAAGCGAAUAAAAAAGAGCUGUUUCAUUGGUCGUUCAUCUGAACAAGAGAGACUGACCUCGGAGUUCUGGCAUGAAGCUGAAAUUCUUUCCAAGCUACAUCAUCCAAAUGUUAUGGCAUUCUACGGCGUAGUGAGAGAUGGGCCAGGAGGGACUUUAGCUACAGUGACAGAGUACAUGGUCAAUGGAUCGCUUAGACAUGUUCUGCUCAGCAACAGGCAGAUUGAUCGACGUAAGCGACUCAUCAUUGCAAUGGAUGCAGCUUUCGGAAUGGAGUAUUUGCACUCAAAGAACAUAGUGCAUUUCGAUUUGAAGUGUGACAACUUGCUUGUCAACUUAAAGGAUCCCGCCCGUCCAAUAUGCAAGGUUGGUGAUUUUGGUUUGUCAAAGAUUAAAAGAAACACUCUGGUCAGCGGUGGUGUAAGAGGAACCCUCCCUUGGAUGGCUCCCGAACUACUUAGUGGCAGCAGUAGCAAAGUUUCUGAAAAGGUCGAUGUGUUCUCUUUCGGUAUCGUCUUGUGGGAAAUUCUUACUGGUGAGGAACCCUACGCCAAUAUGCAUUACGGUGCAAUCAUCGGAGGCAUAGUGAACAAUACACUGAGACCAACCGUGCCAAGCUACUGUGACCCGGAAUGGAGGAUGCUGAUGGAGCAGUGUUGGGCUCCUGAUCCAUUUGUUCGACCUUCCUUCCCAGAGAUAGCGAGACGUCUCCGCACUAUGUCCUCUGCGGCAAAAGCCCACGCCACCAAUCACCAAAUCCACAAGUAAAUCUAUAUGUUCAUAUUAUUACCGGUACGUAUUUUGUUUCAGAAAAAGGUUUGUGUAUAAAAAACAUCGUUGCGUCUUCUUUCGGAUUUGAGAGUGUUGAUUUGUACAAGAAGUCCUAAAUACAUAUUUGUAUAGCCAUUAUUAUUAUUGUUGAGUGUAAGUAAAUUGGUUAUGGUACAAUGACAUUACUCAUUUUCUGUA
Molecule: messenger RNA, 4280 nt
Organism: Raphanus sativus (radish)
Lineage: Eukaryota; Viridiplantae; Streptophyta; Magnoliopsida; Brassicales; Brassicaceae
Product: serine/threonine-protein kinase STE20
Exons: 9
Coding region: 303-4079 (1258 amino acids)
Biological process (GO): protein phosphorylation; signal transduction
Cellular component (GO): cytoplasm
Molecular function (GO): protein kinase activity; ATP binding; protein binding
Source: RefSeq, a predicted model, not a curated record